AUGAAAGCAUUCAGAGGAUGUGUUUUCUUGGCAUUUUUCUUUGGUUCGAUUCUUGCAGAAAAUAACCUGGUAGAAUCUCAAGGGGAUACUAAAUGUGGCACAAAACUGGAGAGCGACUAUAAAGCACUGAUCCUUCCACUUGAUGCCAAUGCAAAUUGUAUCUGGCAAAUAGAGAGAGACCUGAAUGCAACUGAGAAUAGUGGAAACCAAACAAUCCGGCUAAUCUUCUCUUAUGUCCGAUUUAAUCCGUCAUCUCCAUGUGCAAGAGAAAAUAUUGAAGUAUAUGAUGGUCCUUCAACUAAUGCACCUCUCCUGGGGCGAGUAUGCAAUAACGACAGCUCUGUUCCAGUAUUUCACUCAUCCUCGAGAACUUUAACAUUCCGCAUAUCAACAGACUCCGCAGUUUUCUCACGAAAUAUCUUUGCAUUUUAUUACUUUAUUGCACCAGAGUCAGCCAACAUUCCAAACUGCGGGGGCUACCUUACUGGAUCAGCUGGAACAUUCACCAGCCCCAACUACCCCCAGGCACACCCACCAUUUGCCUAUUGUGUCUGGCACAUAGAAACCGAAGCAAAAUCCAUGAUAAAUUUAACCUUCAGUGACAUUUUUCUAGAAUUAGAUGAGAAUUGUCGAUUUGAUUUUCUUGCCAUCUACAAUGGUCCAACGACAGACUCUGGCUUAAUCGCACAAGUGUGUGGCCGUACGAGCCAAACAUUCCAAUCUUCUUCCAACGUUAUGACCGUUGCAUUGUCUACAGACUAUGCCAACUCAUACAGGGGCUUUUCUGCUCGCUACACAAGUAUACCAAUAUUGGUUCCAGAACCCAACAGUAAGUCUCAUUUCUCUACAUCCCUCAGUUGUUCUUCAGACAUGAUGACAGUUACUCUCAACAAGUCUUUCUUGGAUUCACAUGGCUAUCAUGGAAAUGACUUGUCACUAAAUGACCCAACUUGCAAACCUACUGAUUUAAAUCCAGUGACUUUUUAUUUUCCACUCAACAGCUGCGGAACAGAAAAAAAGAGUGAAGAUAACACCAUCACUUACAGUAACACUAUCAAUGCAUCCCCAAGGGGUGAUGUGAUCACCCGUCAAAAACAUGUCAAAAUUACUGUUAAGUGUAUAAUGGAAAACAAUUCAACUGUAGAAGUCAUGUAUAUAACGGAAAGUGAUGAAGUGCAUAAUGCAACUGCCAUAGGUAGAUACAACCUGAACAUGUCCUUCUACGAAUCCAGUACUUUCUCCAAACCAAUAAAUCAGUAUCCAUACGAGGUAGAUUUGAACCAAACUCUCUAUGCACAAGUCAGCCUACAUUCCACUGAUGCCAAUCUGUUAGUGUUUGUGGAUACCUGCACAGCAUCACCAAAUGCUGAUUUUGGAUCACCAAAAUAUGAAUUAGUAAAACAUGGCUGUGCUAAAGAUGACACUUAUGUGGCCUAUUCAGUCCUUGAACAUUACGGGAGGUUCAGGUUCAAUUCCUUCAAAUUCCUGGAGCAUGAGCCAUCAGUUUACCUCCACUGUGAGGUUUUGAUUUGCGACAGCACCGAUUCUAAUUCUCGCUGCACUAAAGGCUGCAUCACUCGGAACAAAAGAGCGAUUUCUUCCUACAAAUGGAAAGGAGUUGCUAUGGUGGGACCUCUCCGCUUGAAAAGAGACCACAGUUCUAAGGAUCGCUCAGAUUCUUCCAUUGAAGUUUAUCCUGAAGAAAGCCAGAACACACAAUCCAACAGCCUCUAUGUUCUUACAUUCAUUGUAUUGGCUGCAAAUGUUGUUGUUCUGGCUGGUCUGGCAGCAAAGCAUCUCAUCAGUCGAGAACCAGGAUUCAGAUACCAGAAACUGUAG
Molecule: messenger RNA, 1839 nt
Organism: Elgaria multicarinata webbii
Lineage: Eukaryota; Metazoa; Chordata; Lepidosauria; Squamata; Anguidae
Gene: CUZD1
Product: CUB and zona pellucida like domains 1
Exons: 9
Coding region: 1-1839 (612 amino acids)
Cellular component (GO): cell surface
Source: RefSeq, a predicted model, not a curated record